AUAGUCUUUACGAUUUUAUUACUCCUUGCAAUAAUUUAAUGUUUUUUUGUGCCUUAAAUUAUCCUGAGGAGUUGCCAGACUUUAUUCGCGACCGAUUUACCAUGAUUGAAAUUGAACCCCCUUCUUAUCAACAAAGAAUAGAAAUUUUGCGAGAAGAAUUAUUGAAAAAGGCUUUGACUAAAACUUUAAGUAUUCGAGGGGCUAAGGACAACAUUGCUAAUUUGAUUAAUCGAAUGCGGGUUGAUUUCUUGAUACCAGAAAAAACACUUCCUUCUGAUGUAGUUAACUACAAUUGA
Messenger RNA from Ambispora leptoticha, 296 nucleotides. The record is from the annotation of a GenBank genome assembly. NCBI's taxonomy places the organism in Eukaryota, Fungi, Glomeromycota, Glomeromycetes, Archaeosporales, Ambisporaceae.